Molecule: messenger RNA, 6517 nt
Organism: Salarias fasciatus (jewelled blenny)
Lineage: Eukaryota; Metazoa; Chordata; Actinopteri; Blenniiformes; Blenniidae
Gene: quob
Product: quattro b
Exons: 24
Coding region: 300-5882 (1860 amino acids)
Molecular function (GO): guanyl-nucleotide exchange factor activity
Source: RefSeq, a predicted model, not a curated record
UGAAGAAGUGAAAGAAGUGAAAGAGAAGCUGAGGGAUCAACAGGCAGCUUGACAAUCUGCGUCGUUCUGUGCGGCACGCUCAGACUGCUGGGAAGUUUGCGAAGAAUGGAAUGGACUUUAUUUCCUUGUCAGUCAAGGCGACUCACUGUCAUGUGGAUGUUCUUCAGCCAGCUUCUAUUGUUGAUGUACUAAACAUGGCAAGUCUGUCAGCGCCGAGCCCAGGGAGGCUGUCUGGAGAUGAUUAUCAGGAGCAAAACUGAAAAAUCUUCUGGCUUGACAAAGAAGAAACUCCUGCAAACAUGAAUCCAGAAUCUCUGGACCUGUCCAUACAAAGCGCCUUGUCGGCCCUCUUCCCACCGUUCGAGGCCACGGCGCCCGUCGUCCUCAGCCAGCUGUUUCGCACCAUUGAUGAGCGCUAUUACGGCGACGCUCUGCAGUGCAUGCUGGACUUCCUCAUCCCGUCCAAACACCUGCUGGAGAGCGUCCAACAGGCAGCGUGUGCUGGAUUCUCCGAUGUGGUUUUCCGCUGUGAAGGCUGGCCUCUGUGUCUUCACGACAAGACCGUCAUCCAGUUAGCGCCCGUCAACCCUCUACUGCUGCGUCCUGGCGACUUCUACCUGCAGGUGGAGCCUUUUGGGGACCAAGCCGCUCGCAUCGUUCUAAAGAGCCUCCUGGAGGAGGGAUGUCGGGAGGUGGAGGAGACGCCUAUCCCCGAAACCUCCUACCCCUGCAUGUUCACUGAGGACUGGCUUCAAGACAUCAACGAAGGACGUCAAGGAACUCCUCUGUCACGUUGUUUGCUUUGCACGGAUCAAGGAGUAAUCAAGUUACCUUGGGCUAAGAUUGCAAUACCAGAGUUUUUAGACAAGCCUAAGAUCAUGCCAAGUUGUCGGGAGCCUCCCCCUGAGCCAAAGAAGUUCUCAGGUGCCUUCCAUUUUCACUCCGCCACCCUCCCUCUGGAUGCCAUGGUUUUUGCAGCUAAAGACAGGAUGUCUGCCUCUUUGAGACCUGCGGACUCCUCUUCCAAGCUUGUAAAAGUGGAUCAUGAAAGACGAGCCCCCAAAUCCUGCCCUAAACCUCUAAUCAAACCUGUGGGUUGGGUUUCUCCUAAUAGCUGGGACAGUCAUAACUACCAAGAGAUCGAGGGUGAUUAUGUAGACCUGGUGGACGUUGGCAAAGGGAGGGAGUUCAAAGAUAAACCAAAAGAUGGGCACUCAAAUCCACUUGAUUCACUUUUAUUCAAGCCCGUCAGGCCUCCCCCACCUGUUCCACCUGGGAACAGUGCUUUCUGUGGACAGACCCUGCAGUACAGAGAUGAACCUUGUCUACCACUCACACAGGAGAUCAUGGAUCAGGACUUGAAAUGCAGAUACAGAGAUUCUUACCUGGCAGCACUGAAAAACCCAGUCGCUUUUGAAAGGGGGAGUGUGGACCUCCUGGCUGCCUUAGAGGAGGUCGGCCUGCCCGAGGAGGGGGACACAGAAUCCAAAGGUCAAACUGAAGCUCAACAGGACCAGUCAGGAAGCGUUUGUAACCACUUUAUGUUAAAUAUUGAACCCUGCCAGCACAAACAGUGCUGUGAAGCAACGUCACAAAACUCAGCGUCUCACCAACACAUCUGCUCUGAAUCACAAAACCCAUUUAAACAAACACGUGCCGAUUUAAAAUCAACUCCCUGCUUGAGCCAGGGUGACAGAGCUCAGACAAAACGCGUCUCUCAGCAGUCGCCACAUACUGCUUGUGUGCAUCCUGUGACAGAUGCGCCUCUGGCAUCCUGUGACGGCGAGACGAAGCCCCGGCAGAAGGAUGAAGGUGUGAAACCGUCGGGCAAACACAAAGUCAAAACAAGGUCUUUGUCCACUGUGUCAGAGACGGCUUUAGGAAGUCCACUUCUUUAUAAACUCAACAACAGAAGCCACAGCGAUAUCUGCCCUGAAACCAUCACCAGCCUCAUCCACUGUAAGAGAGACGAGCUGCUGGAUCAGGGGACACCAAAGCAGGACAGACAAAGGAGCCCCAAAAAAGAAUUCCUGUCAACUAAAAAUGAAACUACAGCUGGAAACGCCUCCAAACUCCUCAACCUGAAGACAGAAAAGCUACCUGACACUCAGCUGCCGCCGCAAAAUGAAGAAUGUAACUUUAGGAGAAUCAGCGGGCUGCUUGAACUGGGGAUUAUUUGUUUACCAGGCAGCCGGGACAGGACUGGCAGGGCAGUGGUGGAGGUCCACGGGGACAGGAAGGAGUGGACGUCUCCUCUCCUGUCAGCACAGACCAUUUGUGAAUUACUACUCUACUUACACUCCAUACCGAGGAAAGACGUUCGAGAGCUGGGAAUGACUCUGAUCAUAAAUGCCAAGAAGAAGCCUCCCCCACUUCACCUCUACAAAGCUCUGCUGAUGGCUCAGGAGCAAGCCCUCCAUGCCGUCCACAGUAUUGUUAUAUUGAUGGACAAAGAUACAUUCCCACGACCUGAGAAGCAGCCAGGUCUGCAGAUGGACAUGGUGACAACUAUGAAAGCACUGAACAAGACAGUGGAAGCCUCCCAGCUGACCUCUGACCUCGGAGGGACGUUCAUGUAUAGUCACAGCGACUGGCUGCAGUUCCAUCAGAGACUGGUUUCUUUCUUGACUGACCUGCGAGAGGCAGACUGCUUGCUGCAAAAGGCCAUCAAGAAAGUGGACAGCAGAAGACAAAUGGAUACAGCUCAGGAAGUGCAGCAAUGCAUUCAGGAACAGAAGGUUUCAAUGAAGGAGGUGUUGGAAGACGCAAGACUGGUAACGCUGCAGAGGGAGGGAGGGGCUUUACUGGCAAGGAUGAAGAGAGAGGAGUUCAGAUUUCCACAAUCUGAGGACUACAGAGAUGCUUUGGAGUCUGUGACAAGUUUGUAUAACCAGGUUGAGGAAAAGCUCCACAAACUGGUGAUGAGGUCCAACGAGUCUCUGCAGCACCUGGACUUCCUCUUCAGAUUCAGAGAGACAGAAAACAAGAUCACCAUGACUGGUAUGUGGUUCAGUACAGAAGGUGAAGAGAGACUGAAGGCCUCUUACACAACAGAGGACAACCUGGCAUGCACUGAAAACGUCUUAAAGCACUUUCAUCUGUUUCUCACACAGUCCAAGGAAAAAAAACAGCAUGCCCUCACCCUCGUGGCUGAGGCAGAGAAGAUUGUUGGAACCAGCGACUCAAGUCCGGCAACAGAUAUUUUUCGGACUUUAGUCAGCACUUUCAAAUCUAAUAUAGAAGAUUUUAUGUUGCGGGCAGAGCAGAGAUACAAAGAACUGAACGCACUGGUGCAUGUGUACAGCUUCUGUCAAAAGGUGUCAGCACUGACUGAGGAAUGUAGUCGUUUUAUGGAGCAAGUAGAGCAGGGGUGUUACUCAGUUCAGACUCCAAACAAACUCCAAAUGUAUGAGGAGAGAUUAGGUGGCGAAUUCUCCACCCAGCACUUUCAAGCUGUGAAAGCUAAAGUCUGCAGCGUGGGAUCGGGGGCCUCGGGAGCGACCAGAGUGUGGAAUGCGGCCUGGGUCCAGUGCCAAGAAGUCCGACACCGUCUGGAGGAGAUGCAGAAGAAAAGAGACGUUGAUAAGGACCAGAUCCAGCAGGCCGCAGCUGCGAGCUCUUCAGGCGAAAGUGGGGGAGUGGAGAGGGACAGGAAAAGGAGUGAGGUGGGGGAGGACGAGAGCUCCCAGCCUCUGCAGACAACUUUGCCACAAGAGGCAGUCAAUAUUACUGGAAGUGCAAAGGAAAGCGUCUCUGUUGCGACUCCUCACCAACGUUUGAAAACUGAGUUCACAAGGAGCGGAGACAAAGAAAAGAAAGAGCCCCAGCUCCCUGAAACACCAGCUGAAAGUCAAAAAAAUAUGUUCUGGUCCAAACCAUACAAUAACUGCCAUCUUGAAGGCAUGCAGAAGUCCAGAGAGCACUACAGUGAAGCUGAUCUGAGCAGCAUUAGCUCUAGAAAAGGCAGCCAAGACGUUCCAUCGCAUCAGCCUUUAGGCCGGUCUCUGAGCGAGGGCUCGUAUGCCAGUACUCAUCUGACGAGCAUCUCUGGCUUCACACCUUUGAUUGUAAGUCGUAAACACUGUCAGAGCACAAAACAACCACUGGAACUGAAUCUGCUCCCAGUCCAAAAUCUGCCCACUUCCCAUAAGCAGAAUUUACGGCCAGGAAACCUGAAAUGCCCAUCGAACAGAGACAGUAACGGAGCGGAGGCUGACGGAUGUCCAGCCUCCGCCCAGCGCCCUGAAGAUGUGACGACUCCGGGGACGUUACUCACACCGACAGACCACAAUGGCUGCAAUGUUUUGAAAGUAGGGAGGAUCAUGGAGGAGUUGCUAUCUACGGAGAGGGAAUAUGUAAAGGCUCUUGGUUACGUUCGAGAGCACUACUUUCCCGAGCUGGAGAGAGCCGACGUCCCGCAGGACCUCAGGGGCCAGAGGGGAAGUAUCUUCGGUAACUUGGAGAAACUCCACGACUUUCAUCGACACCAUUUCCAAGACGAGUUGGAGAGCUGCGUCAGCGAGCCUUUCAGAGUGGGACGCUGUUUUCUACGUCAUAAAGAGAGCUUUGCUUUGUACGCCCUUUACAGCAAGAACAAACCACAGUCAGACAGUCUCCUCAUCAAUCACGGACAGACUUUUUUCAAGCAAAAGCAGCAGAAGCUGGGGGACAAAAUGGACCUGUGGUCGUACCUGCUGAAGCCCGUGCAGCGCAUCAGCAAAUACAGUCUUCUCCUGCAGGACAUGAUGAGGGAGUGCGGCCCAACACAAACCAGAGAAAUAACCGAAGUCAAGGCCGCCCUGGAAGUCGUUCACUUCCAGCUCCGACAUGGCAACAACCUCCUGGCGAUGGACGCCAUUCACCACUGUGACGUGAAUCUGAAGGAGCAGGGGCAGCUGAUACGACAGGACGAGUUCUUGGUCACGUUCAGGAAGAAGAAAUGUUUCCGCCACAUCUUUCUCUUUCAAGAACUCAUUCUCUUUAGCAAGACCAGAAAAACGGACGUCGGAAAUGACACAUACAUCUACAAACAGUCAUUCAAGACGUCAGACGUCGGCAUGACCCAGAACACUGGAGAAAGUGGCCUGUGUUUUGAGAUCUGGUUCAGAAAGAGGAAAAGCCACGAUACGUACACGCUGCAGGCCGUGAGCCGCGAGGUGAAGGAGGCCUGGACCAAAGAUCUGGAGCGGAUCCUGUGGGAGCAGGCAAUACACAACAGAGAGGUUCGCAUGCAGGAGCGAGUGUUCCUGGGUAUUGGAAACAAGCCUUUCAUGGACAUCCAGCCCAGUGAGGCAGCUAUCAGUGACAGAGCCAUUAACUAUGUACUGCUGGGAAGAGAAAACAAGGUGCUUUCCUCCUCCGUGGGCUCAGGUGGCUCGCAGAACGAACUUCCGGGAGGGCGUCCAAAAUCCGUUGGCUCGGGCAGCAGCUCCUCUUCCUCGUCUUCCUCUGGGAGGGGGUCCCUUGUGUACUUGUGUGGCCCAAAGCGGAGGGUGGUCUCAGGAGGCCCCGGAGGAUAUGUGUCGCCGCCCGGAGCCAUGGAGGAGGAUGACCUGGACCACGAGAACGGAAAUCAGAAUUUACUAUUGGACAGCUCCGAGUCGUCAGGAGAGAGCGUCAGCGGCUUCAGCUGCUCCAGUCACAGCUACCAGUCUGCAGCGGGAGGAGAGUCGGAGGACAGCGCCUCCGUUUGUGCCUCCGUAAUCACUGUUAAAGAGGCGGCGGCGGCUCACCCGACUGAAUCCAACGCGGCGCAGCAAAAGUCAGAUAUUCUGGCAGAAAAAACACAACCACCAGAUGUACCCAAUCCCAAACCUCAGCACCAGACUGAGGAUCAGCCCGAUGGAAAGAGCUCUGGUGUUGGAAAAUCCACUGAAGUUUGACCGGUGACAAACAGAAUAAGAUCUGGAGCAAGCCAUCAAAACCCAGGAGAAAAUGUCCGAACGAUUCAAACAGAUGUACCUUUAUCCCAGCUGUUACUGUAAUCUAGUGCCACUCUGUAAAUAUGACUGCUUUCUCAUAUCAGCACUAAACCAAUAGGUCACGUAGCUGCCUGUAACUAUUCUGUAUUCUGCACAUAAACUGUGGAAAAUGCAAUGUUGAAAUUCAAAUCUGACACAGCUUUAUGUAGUGUGCUGUAAAUAUGCUCAGUUUUAUAGCUCAAGUAAAAGAUUCAUAGAGUUGUUUCGGGUUUUUACUGUGUGCUCAUAUGAUGUUAUAACAAAAUGCUAAAUUAUGUUUUAGUCUGAAAAUGUGGCUAAAUUACUGUGUUAUAAUUAUUUAAUCGUAAUUACAUCCAUUAUGCCCUAAUUUGAUGGCUUUUUUUUUAUAUAAAAUCUGACAAACAAUAUUGCAUUAGUGUAUUUUGUAUACUCUCUGGAAAAAUAAGACCAAUAAGAUCAGUUCACUUUCUGUUUUCCAUCUUUUAACAGUUCUGUAUAAACUGUUUAAAUCGAUAAUGAAUACUGACUCUCAUAAAAGUUGUUGGGCUUUCAAUUUCAAAUACAAAAUAUUCACA